AUGGAUAAAAUGUUUGCAAGAUUUGAAGGUAGAAAAAGUUUGAAAAAAACCAAGAAUGUUGAUGUACAUGAUGAUAAGGUUGAAUGUGGUCAUGAUAGAGACAAUAUUAAGUAUGUUGAAGUUGUUGAUAGUGAUGAUGAGGAGUUAGUUAGUGAAGAAUUUGAUGAAAGUGAUAAAAUGUAUGAUGAUAUAGGUAGUAUGCAUGAAAGUAGUGGUAAUUUGCAUGAUCAUGGUGAGGAUAAUGUUGAUGGAGAUGACCCUAUUAUUAUUCCCCACUUGAAUCAACAAUUUUCUAAUUUACAAGCCGGGGAGAAUAUGUUUAGGGCGUAUGCUUUAAAGAAUGGUUUUGCAAUUAAGAUACAAAACACACAGAAGCGUGCCAAAGAUAAAUCCAUAUAUGGUCGAUUGUAUGUUUGUAAUUUAGCGGGAGAAACUCGUGGGAAAAACCCCGUUGAUGACGAUGAAAUUUUGAUUGGUAGUCUUGGUAGUGUUAAGGGCAAACGGCGUAGAGAUGUGCUUCCUAGGAGUGGUUGCAAAGUUAGAAUGUACUUGGUUAAUAAGAAAAAAACAAGUCAUUGGGAGAUAACCGGUUUGGAAUUAGAACACAAUCACCAAGUUGUUAUCCCUUCUAAGAUGAGUUUGAUAAGACGGGAGAAACGUGUUAGCGCGGCACAAAAAAAUUUGAUCAAGAGCUUACAUGUUUCGGGUGUCCAACCAAGACAACAAAUGAAUAUAUUUGGUAAAAUGCACGGAGGAGCGGAACAAGUAGGUUUUAACAGCCAAAAUUUAAGAAAUGUCGUACGUGAUUUUAGGAAGGACAACAUGGGAGUUAAUGAUGCUCAAGCCGGUUUGGAUUUGUUGUACCGUUUGCAAGAAGAGAGCGGCGGUAAGUUUUUCAUCAAGACUCUCCUCGAUGACGAACAAAGAUUGAAGUGUCUUGUAUGGGUCGAUCCCCGCUCUUUGAUGGCCUACAAAAACUUCGGUGAUGUGGUUGCGUUUGACACUACAUAUCGAACUAAUAGGUAUGCUAUGCCGUUUGUGCCUUUCACCGGAGUCAACCAUCACUAUCAAUCAAUACUUUUUGGUUUUGCACUCGUUCGGGAUGAAUUGAAGACAACUUUUGAGUGA
Molecule: messenger RNA, 1128 nt
Organism: Daucus carota subsp. sativus
Lineage: Eukaryota; Viridiplantae; Streptophyta; Magnoliopsida; Apiales; Apiaceae
Product: protein FAR1-RELATED SEQUENCE 5-like
Exons: 1
Coding region: 1-1128 (375 amino acids)
Biological process (GO): regulation of DNA-templated transcription
Source: RefSeq, a predicted model, not a curated record